Molecule: messenger RNA, 1521 nt
Organism: Paramecium sonneborni
Lineage: Eukaryota; Ciliophora; Oligohymenophorea; Peniculida; Parameciidae
Source: the annotation of a GenBank genome assembly
AUGUCAACUAAAUAAGAAUCAAUAGCAACAUUCUAUUCACCUAAAUUUGAAUAAUAAUGUUAUCUAUGUCAACAUGGAUUACAUGGUACUGAAUAAUAGUCAUAAUCUCAUGGAGUAAUUGUAGGAGAGCCUGUUGGUAAUAAAUUCAUAAUAAAUUUAAAUGUAGUUGUUUAUUAAACUCCUGAAGUAAUUGUUUCUUAAACCGUUGGAUAACCUAUACCAGUAAAAAGAGGAAUCAAUCAAAUUAAUCACACAACUCCAUAAAGAGAGACCUCAUAACCUAAAUAAAUUCAACCGAGUCCAAGACUAAUAUAAACUUAAUAAACUUAAGUUAAUUAACUUAAACCAAUAGAAUAUGAAACAAAAUCAACUUAAUAAAUUCCUAUAGAACCAAAAAUAACUCAUCAAACAGAAUUAAAAAACUCAUAAUAAAUUUCAACCUUUUAUUCUGGAAAAUAUGAAGAGUAAUGCUAUUUAUGUUAACAUGGUUUGCAUGGUAAAGAAGUUGGUAUUUCUGUAUAAAAUAAUGGUAAGUUUAUUUUCUAAUUUCUUAGUUGUCUUAUAAACACCAGAAGUAAUAGUUUCUUAAACUAUUGGUUAACCUUUGACUACAAAAAAUACUACAACAGUCUAAAAUUUCUCAUAGAUUAUUAACACUCCACCUAGAAAUGAAUUAAUCUAUUCUCAAUAAAUUUAGUAAUCCCCUAUUUAAAAAAUACAACUGAAUGUACCACAAACUUAAUAAAUUAUUUCAACAAAUACAUAACAAUUAUAAUAAUCACCUGUAUAAAAUAUACAAAUCAAUUAAUAACAAACUCAAGUUGUUCCUUAAGUUUUAUCAUAAAAUUAUAAUAUAUAAUAAAUACCGCAAACAUAAAAUUAUGUUGCUUAAUAUAUACCACAAGUGCAAGUGUAAAAUGUUUAGGUAACUUCUGUCCCUUAAUAAAUGAAAUCAGAAACUAUCACAACGAUUGAUUAAUAAAAAUCCACCAAAGAAUAAGUUGAAAUGUAUUGGAGAUAUAAAAUUUAUGAACUUUAGGAAAGAGUUUAUGAAUUAAUGAAUUAAAUUAGUCUUCAAAAAUAAGGAAGUUAAUCACAUUAACGAACUGGAUCAUAACUUAAAAAAAACACUGAAGAUACAUUCAAAGUAAUAUUUAAUAAAUACUAUCUUAGAUUGAAUAAGCUAAACAAGAAAUUGUGUAAUUAGAAACUUAAUUAAAAGUUAAAUAAAAAACAAGUACAGAUUUAAGAAACAAACUCAAUAUGAUGAUAUAUAAGUAAGAUCCUACUGAUGAAGCAACUAAAUAUAAAGAAUAAGAACUCUAGCAAUUAAGACAAAAAUAUAACACUUUAAAUUUUAAACAUCAAAGCAAUGUAGAAGAUAUUGCAAUGACUUAAGCAAUCAUUGAAGCAGUUAAAAGUGGAAAGGGUUAUAAGUUAGUAUCUGUAAGAGAACAAUAAUAAACAUCAUCAUAUAAUUAAUCUUACAAAGGGUAGCAGUAAUAUAAUUAGGUAUAAUGA